This is a messenger RNA of Jaculus jaculus (lesser Egyptian jerboa), 2305 nucleotides long. It is a transcript of the gene Pex11a, whose product is annotated as peroxisomal biogenesis factor 11 alpha. Lineage: Eukaryota; Metazoa; Chordata; Mammalia; Rodentia; Dipodidae. The transcript has 3 exons. Gene Ontology annotation, biological process: regulation of peroxisome size; peroxisome fission. Gene Ontology annotation, cellular component: peroxisomal membrane. The coding region runs from base 130 to 870 and encodes 246 amino acids. The record is from RefSeq and is a predicted model, not a curated record.
CCUGAAGUUUCCCAGAGCCCGACUCGGUUCCCCAGGGACCCACACGGCUUUCUUUCUCCCCCCUUCACCCCCCACCGAGGACCCACGAGUGAGCCGGUGGGGGCGCCGCGCGGCCUCGGGCUGGGCGCCAUGGACGCCUUCAUCCGCUUUACCAACCAGACCCAAGGCCGCGACCGGCUUUUCAGAGCCACUCAAUACACAUGCAUGUUGCUUAGAUAUUUGUUAGAGCCUAAAGCUGGCAGAGAGGAGGUGGUAAUGAAGCUCAAGAAACUGGAGUCCAGUGUGAGCACUGGCCGUAAAUGGUUCAGACUAGGCAAUGUGGUCCAUGCCAUCCAGGCAACUGAGCAGAGUAUCCAGGCCACUGACCCCGUGCCUCGCUUAUGCCUAACAUUAGCCAACCUGAACCGUGUUGUUUAUUUCAUCUGUGAUGCUGUACUCUGGGCGAAGAAUGUAGGUCUGACCUCUGGCAACAACAGAGAGAAAUGGCAAAUGUGGUCUGCCCGCCACUACUACUAUUUUCUUCUUCUGAGCCUGGUCAGAGAUCUAUAUGAAAUCACCCUGCAGAUGGGACGGGUUGCACACGACAAGGUGAAGGUAGAGAAAUCAUCCCAGGAUCCUCUUGGCUAUAGUGUGAUUGAUGAAGAAACUGAGUGGCUCCAGUCCUUUCUCCUAUUCUUAUUCCGAUCUCUGAAGCGGCAUCCUCCCUUGCUUCUGGACACAGUGAAGAACUUCUGUGACAUACUGAUCCCUUUGAACCAGCUAGGGAUCUAUAAGUCCAAUCCUGGCAUCAUUGGACUUGGAGGUCUUGUGUCCUCCCUGGCUGGAAUCAUCACUAUAGUGUACCCUCAGAUGAAGCUGAAGAUCUGCUAGGGUGCUCAGAGGCUGUAAAGCUGAUGUUUUAGUAAUCUGGGUUGGCCAUAACCCAUGUCUUACUGUGUUUAAGAUUUUCACGGGAGUGUCUACCAACCUGGAAUGUGAGCAGAAGGCUGAUACCAUUUUUAAACUGGUGAAGUCAUUUCUGAAUUUUUGAAUAUUUUCCCUAAACUAACAUUACUGAGCAUCUCUUUGUGCAUUUAAGACUUAAAUUUUGCUAAAUGAAUAAAAAUUGAAAUACACUCAAUCAAACUAAUAUGUGGACACUAAUAUGCACGUGGACUGGACUAUGUGGGCCCUUGGCUUCAGACAGUACAGCAGCUGGUGCACAGUAGUCUCCACACUGGUAAAGGCCUCCUUUUCCUCCCAUCACUUACUGCUCCCCCACCUCCACAGAUGGCAUUACCAGGAUGGAGGGGAACUGGACUUAAGAGUCUCUUAGCUUGUGGGCCCUGGCCAUUAAUGCAUUAUGUCUUUGCCAUGCCUGAAAGGAGACAGAAAAGCAUGAGCACAUUCAUGGUAUAAGUUGUGUCUAUGGGGAGAAGUCUCUCUGUAACGCAGUGAGUAAGCAAAGUGAAGUAGGAGAGAACCGAGGAAAAAGUAGGUGGAAGGUCACAGCAGUGCCUAUUAUGUAGGUAGACUUGACAGAUAUGGACAUUGACACUGGAAAGCAAACAACAGUGAGAUCAGAGACUCAUUCUGAUUUCCUUCCCAGGGCAUUUUCUGUGGCAUCUGUGGCCUUCAAUAGAAUGCCAGGCUCCAGAGUCAUCUGCCUUUUGCCUCUUACCUUCAUGACUAGGAACUUUUGACAGUGGAUUAUAUAGUCUACAAAAACUAAAACAAUCUAGAGAUAUCUAAUUGAUUUAACAUUACAUGAAAGUUUGAGAAAUUUCACAUUAUUUUUCAUUAAAAUGUAUGCAGCUAAAUGUUUCCUAUCUGCUGUGAAUGUAGGAAGGUCACAGUUCUCUGAGACUUGCUUAUAGGGUGACUUGGACAGGUGGAAAAGAGCAGUCAUGGCCAGUUACAAGGACAUGAGAUGUUAAAGAGUCAGUGGCAUUAACUUUUCUUUUUACUUUCCAUCUCAGGUGUGGGUUUUUCUUUUGACCUCCUUUAGUUUGAGGGGAGUUAACUAGGGAUACAGGGUGCUAUCAGGUAGACCAGUGUCGGCACCACCAGUGAGGCCGUAUCAUCUGUCUGAAUGGAAAUGAGAAAUAUGCACUGAAUAAUUAUUUCCCAUAAAAGUGAUGAAGACUUGAAAGGUAGACUCAGGUCCUUGUUUCUCUGUGUUUAUAAAGUGAUCAAAGUAUGUGACUUGAGAAAACAUUUUCAGGUAUUUUUUAAGAGAAAUGAAAGCUGCUAGGGCAAAGAAAUAAGUUUAAACAACUAUUUGUACUAAACAGAUUAUGUCCAAUAAAUUUGUAAACAAAAUUGA